Messenger RNA from Cinclus cinclus, 3083 nucleotides. RefSeq names its product proline rich mitotic checkpoint control factor (gene PRCC). The record is from RefSeq and is a predicted model, not a curated record. The coding region runs from base 206 to 1675 and encodes 489 amino acids. The transcript is spliced from 7 exons. Gene Ontology annotation, cellular component: nucleus. Lineage: Eukaryota; Metazoa; Chordata; Aves; Passeriformes; Cinclidae.
AGCCGCCGCCGUCGCUUUGCCUCGUUCCGCGACCCCGCCGGCGCUCGGGGAGGGGCCGCCAUGGCGGCGUAGCCUCGCCCCCGCCCGCCCCUUCCUCCCCGCUGCGGGCGCUGAAGGCGCGGCGGCGGUGCGGCCUAGCGCGGAGGGUGGAUCCCCGGCCUCGCGCAGCGGUUGCUGCCCGCGAAGGGCCGCCCUCCCCGGGGCCAUGUCCCUCGUGGCCUACGCCAGCAGCGAGGAGGACAGCGAUGCGGAGGAGCCUGCGGGCGAGGAGGAGGAAGCCGCCGAUUCUCCCCCAGCCACAGCCGAGCAGCCCUCGUCCCGGGGGCUUUUCGCCGCGCUGCCCCCGCCCAGAGCCUCCGCGGUGCCCCCGUCGUUCUUCAUGGGACCCCCGCCCACUGUGAGCGUCUUCGGCAGCACCCCGCCGGGCCGGGCCAGGGCCGAGAGCCCCCCCGAGCCGGCCGCCAGCGAGGACGGGGCCGCGGAGUCCUCCCGGGCGAGGGGGCUCCUCCUGCCGCCCCCCAGGAAUGCGGCCACCGCCGCCUCCCCCCUCAGCCCGCCCCCCGCUGCCUCCCCCGGGGCGGGUUUGGGCCUCCCCAAGCCAAAGAAGAGGACGGAGCCAGUGCGGAUCGCGGCGCCCGAGCUGCACAAGGGGGAUUCAGAUUCCGAGGAAGAUGAACCAGCAAAGAAAAAAAAUACUCUUCAGGUACGCAGCGAGGGCUCCGGCUUGUCCGCUUUGCUUCCUCAGCCCAAAAACAUGACAGUGAAAGAGACCAAUCGGCUCCUCCUGCCCUACGCGUUCUCCAGGAAAGCUGCAGAAAACACCUCUGACUCCAAGCCUGCCAAGGCCCCAAGCUCUUCCUCCAAAGUCAAACCCAUGGCCAAGCCCGCCGUGCCCACAACUCCGUCCCCGUCGGCGAUCAAAGCCGCGGCCAAGAGCGCAGCGCUGCAGGUAACCAAACAGAUCACCCAGGAGGAGGAGGAGAGCGACGAGGAGGUGCAGCCAGAGAACUACUUCUCCUUGUCCGACAGGAGCGAGCCCAGCGCUGUGGGCGCCGAGCCAUACCUGUACCCUGGCACGGGGGGGUCGGAGGACCCUCCACCUGGGACAGAGCCGGAACCCCAGUUCCAGGACGCGGCCGCUAACGCCCCUCUGGAGUUCAAGACGGGUGUGGGCUCCAGUGGAGUUCAGCACAGCUGGGCACCCAAACCUGGCGAGGACUACGGUAGCCACCCCUAUGGCCAGUUCCCCCCCACCUACAGUGAGCAUGGGGGCUACUACCAGGAUUACUACAGCAGUGGGUACUACCCAGAGGUGGAACCAGCCCAGGCCCCACCGCAGGAGACAAGCACGGACUCCUCCUUCAUCGACGACGAAGCGUUCAAGCGUCUGCAAGGCAAGCGGAAUCGUGGGAGGGAAGAGAUCAACUUUGUGGACAUCAAAGGUGAUGACCAGCUGAGCGGGGCCCAGCAGUGGCUGACCAAAUCCUUGACAGAGGAGAAGACCAUGAAGUCAUUCAGCAAGAAAAAAGGAGAUCAGCCCACAGGACAGCAAAGGAGAAAACACCAGAUCACAUACCUGAUCCAUCAGGCCAAGGAGAGGGAACUGGAACUAAAAAACACAUGGUCUGAAAACAAGCUCAGCAGACGGCAGACUCAAGCCAAGUACGGAUUCUGACACAUCUGUCCUGCUUUGUUGGCUGGUGUCCCGGGUGACCUGCUGUGUCCGGUGUCUCCUGGCCCUGGGAGAUCAGCCAGGCCCCAGGACGGGGCUGCUCACUGGGAGGGAGGACACUGCACUACCUGGCCUGGCAGGAAGGGUCAUUGCAAGCCGGUCCUGAAACUCUACCUGUAAUCCUUCCCCCCCUCCUUGUAAACGAUAACGUGGAAGUUCUGAUCAGGCAAGGACGGUCCCAAGACACUGCAGGGAAUGUGCUGGCUGUAAGGCUCCAGCUUCUGUCCUGAGGGAACAGGCUGUGCCUGCUGAUGCCAGACCCUUCAGCAGAGGCUCAAUAAACUCCCAGUUCCCACUUUGUUCCUCUCUUGGACUUGCUGUGCAUUGAGAGUCUCGUUUCCCUUUCUAAAACAGUGAUUUCCAAGAGCAAGCCUGGCUUUGGAAUUUUUAUUUUGUCCUUACCUUUAAGAUGUCCUCACAGCUGUUUCCUUAUGUCUGGGCUGCUCCAGCACUCUCAUGCCAAUGAUUUUGAUAUCCUGGUUUUUAAGUUGGUGUUUUUGCUCUGGGCUCCACAGCCUGAGCUGUGCUGAGGGGACACCCCUGUGCAGUUCAAACCCUGUGCCAGGGCAACUACCACAUGUGGAGGGGAGAGUCUCCUGCCUGGCACACUCAGGGCUUUGGGAUACCCUGAGCCAUGUGUGCAUGUAUAUUGUCCUUCCUUCCUUUUUCCCCCUUUCUUCCUCCCCCCAACCCAAGGCCUACUGUCCUGCCCCAGGCUGUUCUCAGACUCAUCAAACUGAGUAUCCCAGUGUCCCACAUGUGGCUGGCUGGGAGUGAGCUCUGCAGUUUCCUCUGGGUAGACACAGAGGAGAGCUGCCAACUGUACUUUUUUUUCUAGCUUGUUUAUAUCAGUUAUCUUUCAAUUAAGUGUUGACUUUACCCUCCUGUCUGGGAUGAGGAGAGUGCCCAGCCCUAACUUCUUAAAAAUCAAACCAUUUUUUUAUUUAAGGAAUUCUGUCAAGGUGAUGCAAAUCCUGUGCAGCUCUGCUGGCCCAAUCCAUGGAUCCAAAUCUCUGUGGCAUCACUUUGUUGUUCACCAAAGUGUGUGAUGUCGAAGGGAGCAGAGAGCUGGCCUGGUUAUUUAACUUAUAUUCCCACCAGUCCUGGUUUUAUUUGUUGUAACCACAGCUCAAAUGGCCAAUAUUCAUUAUUCCGGUAAGAAUAACUCCCAAGAGGUGUUUUUUCUCCCAUGUUACCUCUUAAAAAGAGGCAAACCCCCAUGACUGAAGUCGUUUCUUAGAACAUUUUAAACUAAUCUCAUUUUUAGUUUAGCUCCCUGUAUGUUUAGUACUUUGCAGAGCCUGUUUUGAGUAUUUGAAUGAUCAGAAUAAAGUUACUGUUGAGUAAUUUA